Molecule: messenger RNA, 945 nt
Organism: Clonostachys solani
Lineage: Eukaryota; Fungi; Ascomycota; Sordariomycetes; Hypocreales; Bionectriaceae
Source: the annotation of a GenBank genome assembly
AUGAGUGAGCAAAUCGUCCACCCCCGCAUUUCUGCGCGAUACCUGGACAGCUUCGUUGGCCGCCAUGUCAUGCUGGUCGGCAAGGUGCUCCAGGUGCAAGGAAAGCAGGCUACUGUCGAUUCCGAUGGCACAGUCACGGUCCUUCUUGACCAGCUCUCCGAGGUCGUCGGUGGAAGCUGCGUCCAGGUUCUAGGCAAGGUCAACUCAGACUUGACCAUCAAGUCGUACCAAGCUCAAGAUCUAGGACCAGACGUCGAUCUCGGGGUUUAUGCCGCUGUGGUUGAGGCCACUCACAAGCACAAGCAGCUCUUCGAUGACGACGGCCCGGCCGGCAGGUCCUCCCCGGCCUCCGACUCCGAACCACCAUCCUUGAACGAACCAAGCUCGCAGGACUCCUCCGGGCUGUCCACCUCCACCUACCCUCCCUUCCCGCAGCAGCAAGCCCCCGUUCUACUGGCGUACGACUCCUCAAACGACACCGCAUCAUCACCUCCUCCGGCCAACUCCUACGAGGACUACUACUACUCCAUACCAUCCGCCCAGCCUCGCACCCAUCACUACUAUCCCCGGAUCACCCACUCCAUCUCCGCAACCGAGAGCUCGACGCAGCUCCCCUCCCCCCCAGACUCCGAUUUCAUCCUCUCUCCCACCCCGCCAGAGCAGAGCCAGCAGCAGGCUCAAGGCCCGCUCCCACAAAGGGGCGGGCAACUCUUCCACGACAGUUUUGAUCACGCACAUUCAGCUUCUUCUCGACUAAACCCGCCCGCACGCCAAUAUCCCAGGCUGCCAACGUCGAAGAAUGAUGCCGAAAACUUCAUUGACGAUGACGAAGAUGACGCAGCCCUCAACUCGAUUCUUGAUGGUGUAGGGAAAAUGCACAUCACGAUGGGACGGGAUAAUUCAGGACGGUGGCGGAUCAGGCGCACAGGCGACACUCUCGACUAA